UCCUUCCUUCCUUCCUUCCACCCAUUACCCAUUACCCAUUACCCAUUGUUUUCUUUCUCCUUCCUUUCUCGGCCGUUGUUCGCCUACAUCGAUCGUAUCGACGCCAUAGAUACAUAUAUACGUGCCCUGGGUGGGUGGGUCUCCUAGUAUAUAUUAUUGAAGCAUGUGUGUUAAUCGACCUGGAGCAAGAUUAUGACGGAAGAAUUUUCACCGGAUUUUCGUGGAAUUUCGUCGAUACAGAUCGAUCUCAGAUCGGAGAUUUGAGCGCAGCUGAAAGGGGGUUUGUUCUGUGCGGUGCGACGUGUAUUAUUCGGUAGGUAGCGGAGAUGACGACGGGGCAUGGAAAUUUGGAUAGGCAAAUAGAGCAGUUGAUGGAAUGCAAGGCGCUGGCGGAGGGGGAGGUGAAGAUUUUGUGCGAUCAAGCGCGAGCGAUUUUAGUGGAGGAAUGGAAUGUGCAGCCGGUGAAAUGCCCUGUGACCGUGUGCGGCGAUAUCCAUGGCCAAUUUUACGAUCUGAUCGAGCUCUUUCGGAUAGGCGGCAACACUCCUGAUACCAAUUAUCUCUUCAUGGGAGACUAUGUCGAUCGCGGUUACUACUCAGUGGAAACGGUCUCGCUCUUAGUGGCUCUGAAAGUGCGAUAUAGAGAUAGGAUCACCAUCCUUAGGGGAAAUCAUGAAAGUCGGCAAAUCACUCAAGUGUAUGGAUUCUAUGAUGAAUGCUUGAGGAAAUAUGGAAAUGCCAAUGUGUGGAAGUAUUUCACUGAUCUUUUUGAUUAUUUGCCGUUGACCGCACUUAUUGAGAGUCAGGUCUUCUGUUUGCAUGGGGGGCUUUCUCCGUCACUUGAAACAUUGGAUAAUAUUCGAGCUUUAGACCGCAUACAGGAGGUUCCGCACGAAGGACCAAUGUGCGAUCUGUUGUGGUCUGAUCCAGACGACCGGUGCGGGUGGGGCAUAUCACCCCGGGGAGCCGGCUACACUUUUGGACAAGACAUAGCAGCUCAGUUCAACCACAAUAAUGGUCUCACCUUAAUUUCAAGAGCUCAUCAGCUUGUCAUGGAAGGUUACAAUUGGUGUCAGGACAAGAACGUCGUGACCGUCUUCAGCGCCCCAAACUAUUGCUACCGGUGUGGAAACAUGGCGGCCAUACUCGAAAUUGGGGAGAACAUGGAGCAAAACUUCCUACAAUUUGAUCCAGCUCCUCGUCAGAUUGAGCCAGAUGCGACGCGCAAAACCCCAGAUUAUUUCCUGUGAAAUCGAACAUUCCGUGCGUACCUACCUAUAGGUGUGUAGUAUUAUUGUUCUGUUCUUGUUUUGAGGACACCAUUCUUAAUUCUUUUUGUUUGGAUCUGUUUGUCUGGAACAGCAAAGGCAUGAUAUGAUGGGAUGGGUAUCUCUUGUAUAUUUUCUUUAAAGCCAAAACUAGGCAGCAUUGCUUUGUAAUUUUCGGAAUGUUGUUAUGUUGUAGCAAUAGAGACCAAUAGUAUAGUUUAGUUUAGUAUAGGAAUCUCCA
Messenger RNA from Andrographis paniculata, 1509 nucleotides. RefSeq names its product serine/threonine-protein phosphatase PP2A-2 catalytic subunit-like. Bases 327 to 1250 code for a protein of 307 amino acids. Lineage: Eukaryota; Viridiplantae; Streptophyta; Magnoliopsida; Lamiales; Acanthaceae. Gene Ontology annotation, cellular component: cytoplasm. The transcript is spliced from 8 exons. Gene Ontology annotation, molecular function: protein serine/threonine phosphatase activity. The record is from RefSeq and is a predicted model, not a curated record. Gene Ontology annotation, biological process: mitotic cell cycle; peptidyl-serine dephosphorylation.